This is a messenger RNA of Alosa alosa (allis shad), 1480 nucleotides long. Its product is annotated as Mediator of RNA polymerase II transcription subunit 30-like. The record is from RefSeq and is a predicted model, not a curated record. Gene Ontology annotation, biological process: positive regulation of DNA-templated transcription. Gene Ontology annotation, cellular component: mediator complex. Gene Ontology annotation, molecular function: transcription coregulator activity. The transcript has 5 exons. Bases 171 to 749 code for a protein of 192 amino acids. Lineage: Eukaryota; Metazoa; Chordata; Actinopteri; Clupeiformes; Clupeidae.
ACGCCAGAAUCUCACUACACUUUCACCUCUGUUUGAAAACAGUGUUAGCAGAUAUGAGAUUGUAAUAUAAUGGCAAUUUGUGUGUAGUGUCUUAAUACAGGACCUACAUUUCUAAAAACCCGCUACAUUAAAUUGUGGCUUUAAGACAAGACCAACUCCGGUUAGAUCACAUGGCUGCCUCUAUGCCCACGAAGGGCCCUACUCUGGCCAAUAUGCCCUCCCAGCAGCAACAACAACAACAACCUCACAUGCAUCCGGCUUCAGGUACUGGUCAACAGCCCCCUAUGCCGCCUCAAGGUGCUUUGCGAGAAAUAUCUCCUGUGUAUUUGUGUAGAAUUGGCCAAGAAACCGUUCAGGACAUUGUUAGUCGCACCAUGGAGGUCUUCCAGCUGGCAAGGGCCACUCAACUGCCGAACGGAGUCACUCAAAGUCAAGCCGCCUAUCAAGACCGUUUUGGCAAACUGCAGGAACACCUGCGACAGCUUACCCUGCUGUUCCGCAAGCUGCGACUGCUGUAUGAGCGCUGCGUGGAGAUGACUACGGACUUGCAGGAAGCACCUGGAGAGUUGGUGCCAUAUGUUGGUGAAGAGAUAGCUUCUGUGGCCGUGGAGCCUUGUAGUCCAGCAGUGAGCCAGGAGAAACGGGAGAUGCUGGAGAAGGUGAAGCAGAAGAACCAGGAGAUGAAGGUUCUGAUGGACCAGCUGAGGAAUCUCUUGUGGGACGUCAACGCCAUGCUAACGCUCCGUUGAUCCGGUCCACCCUAUCCAGCUCCAAUGAUCCGUCCACCUUUCAUGCUAUUCAAACACGCCAGCUGACCUAAUGGCAGUCCAUCUCUGUUGGUCUGUGGCCCAGAACUCUACGGUUCAAAAGCCUGGCUCCUACUGCAGCUUGCAGGACACUACAAUUUGUAAUCUAGUGCACUCCAGGUGGUUUUCUCCUUUACUUAAGUUUCUGUAUUCAUAUGUGCGAUGCGUAAUCUGUGUUUUGUUUUUAUCUUUUUUGUUUGUCAUACUCUUGGGCUGCACAGGUUCACCUUCUAGUCAUAUUGAAGCUCUGAAUGUGUAGAAUAAUUCAGUUUAUCAAGUUAUCACAUAACCAGAAUGUGUUCCAAAGAAGUGAAGGCCUUAAAUGACCCAGAGAAGAUGUUGGAUCCAAAUGAUGUUUGUGGCAAUGCGUGAAUCGUCUUCCUGCAUGCUCAACAUGGCAGCUAUUUUCUCAGGUGCCUGUAAAAUAUUAAAAAAGAUUUCUGUUUGUGUGUGUGUGUGGGAGUGAGCGUGAAUGUGUGUGAUAAGACUACAUUACUAGCAUAAGGUGCUACAGACAUGUGACACUUUCUUUUCCCAGAUGAUUUUGUUUACUUUGAGUAUCAAAUCCUGUAUGAGUAGUCAGUCAGAACAAAACAUUUUGUAUGAUAAGCACUGACAAUGACAUUUUCUUUUUUACUUUUUUACUAAAUAAACUGCAAAUGGUUAUCUCCUCA